Molecule: messenger RNA, 1315 nt
Organism: Caenorhabditis sp. 36 PRJEB53466
Lineage: Eukaryota; Metazoa; Nematoda; Chromadorea; Rhabditida; Rhabditidae
Source: the annotation of a GenBank genome assembly
AUGAUGAGAAAUCAGAAAGGGUAGGCUGAAAUUUCUGAUUACAAAACUUCUGAAAUUUUCAUAAAUUCCAGCGAUGCUUCCAUCAACACGCCGAAACGUGGUGAGAAUCCGUUCCAAACGCCGACGAGCAAGAGCUCCUCUACUGGAUUCGCGAUCAUGUCCGUGGAGUUGCAGCCGUAAGCUAUUCCGAUAUUUUAUAACUGGUUUCUUGCUUUCAGGGGCCUUCCGAGAGUUGUGAACCAUCAAGAUUUGGCUCCGCCCGCCCAUAUUCCUCUACCAAAAUCGAUCCGAAAGCCAUUCAAUAACAAAAACGGAGGUGGGAGAACAAGAAGUGGAAACGGGAACGAAAGCGUUAAUGGAUCCCCGAGAACCCCAAAUCGCUCCGGAGAAGGGAACAGCCGGAAAGGAAUGGGCGGCUUCUCGAACCCAAACCUUCACGCCUUCCAACUCGUCAGCCCCCUUCCAUUCGCCAUGAACUCUGUCCCGAUCCGCGGAAUCAAAACGGAACACGGAACCGUUAAGUAUCCGCUGUUGCUGUGCUCCCAGGAAGGCACUCUGAUGAUUUCGAUGGCCGCCGGCGUCAUCGUCGAGCUCUGUCUGGAUCGGAGCUUCCGCGUCGUCUGCAACACCGACUUCAUGGCGUACAUCAACGCUACGGGCUCCGUCUCGAGCAUUCUCCACAAAUAUGCGAAGAUUGUGCACGGUAAGGAACACGUUCACUGCAAGUUUUUGAACGCCAACGAUCGGAUGGCCGUCCUGGGACCCGAGGGCAUUCUGUUCAGCAUGGAUUCGCUCUCCGAAGCCUAUCUUUUGAGCAGCGUCGCCGAGUCCGGACCAUCGGCCAUUGCACUCGAAAAGCCGACGUUUCCCAUCCAGAACAUGGACUAUUCGAUCCAACAGUUGUACGCCGAAUCGGAAAUUGGAACUGACGUAAGUUUCCCACUAUUCAAAGCCUGGAAACAAAAGCAUUAUUCAGAAAAUGGAAAAGUGCAGUGCGAUCAUGCAGAAGGCGAUGUACGAGAAAAAACCAGAUGGCACACUCGUCGUGCACAUCAACGGAAUGGUUCUGAAGAGCAACAGCGAGACUGGUGAAGUGUCGGUGGAAGCGAAGCCGAUUCGGCUGACGAUCAAUUCGCAGACACUGUCGGCUCAGCUCAGAAGCUCGCACAUCGACAUGGCGAUCCAGGACAAAGAUAAGUGCUACGUGAAGAGAGGAGACAAACGAAUCCACACUUCCCGCUCCGGAAUGGUCGUCUCCGAUGGCACUUGCACUAUUUCCAUGGAUCAGUAUGGACGAAUUCUAUCUUGUUCAUAG